ACUUCCGCUUACGCGCCCCACUUCCGCUUCCGGCCCCGGGCUGUGGUGACUGGCGGUGUGGGGUGGGUCAGAGGGCAGUAGGUACCUCCAGGCGGGAGCAGCGUUUGCACCGCGGUGGGUUCCUGCGAGCUGGUGCAGAGGGGCCCCAGCGGGCCGGCCCCGGGGCACAUGCGACGACCUCCACCCCUGGGCCCCACGACGGCCUCAGGGCCUGAAGGCAAUGUGCGAAACCUGCAGAAGCGGCAGGCGCCAGGGCCAGGCGCGGCGGGAGGCUGUGGCCCUGAGGCCGGGGGGUGCCGGGAAAAUAAGCAAAAGAGGAGAAUGGUGGCCCGGGCCACCCCUGGGAGAGGCGAGGUGGAAAGUGAUAAGUCGGUUGCAGCAUCAGGGGCUGGAAAGGCCGCAAGGCGUCAGGUGGAGGGGCGCAGGGGCCCGGUGAGCCCGUCAGACUCGUCAGACCCGCGAGGCCUAGAAGCAGCAAAGGAGGCUGAACUCCCCUUGCAAACGGAAAGACACACCAAGGAAAAAAGAAAAGUUACUGAAGCCUCAAGUGAUGAUCCACAGCCAGGGCUUGACUUGGUAAGAAAGGAAUCAUUAACCAGUUCGGAAUCUUUCCAAACAGUGGAAUGCUUGCAGUCUUUGGGUAAGGAAAGUAUAAUAGAAGGUAUUAAAAGAAGAAUUCGAAAUAAAAAACUUAAAAGCUUAGAAAACCCACCUCUCAAAAUAACCGAAAAUGAGGCUACACAAAAUAUUAAGGUUGAAUUCCAAGAUGAACUGUACAAGAAUACUCCAAAAUAUUCUUGUAAUAUCUUGUCACCUGAAGUAGAAAAUAAUUCCGUUUUAAAAUUACGUGAUUGCAAUUGUUUCCCCCAUUCCAAGGGUUGUAAUGAUGAAAACAACCUGCCAUAUAAACCUGAUGGUGGAUGUAUGCAUGUAGCAGAAAAUUUCUCAAAGAAAGAAAACCUUAGGAGUCUUGCAGAGAAGAGUGACACAAAUAGUAUUCCUCAGCUCUUACAAACAGAAGAAAAUGUAAUGGGAGUAAAUAAGUUACUACCAGAAGAGAGUGAUUUAUACCAAAGUAAAACCAAUGGCUUGCUUUCCUGCCUUCAACAUGAAAAAAAUAAAUAUUCAAUAGAGGAGAGCAGUGUUGGGCGAAAACCCAGGAAAAGGAUGAAGUUGUCUGAAAAAGCAGAUGAAACAGUUACUGAGAUGAACUUCUCUAAUGAGUAUAACAAGUCUGAGUUGAUGUUGCAAGAAAAUCAAAUGAUUGCUGAUGGUAAAGAAGCAGAGACUAAAAGUCCUUUAAAUGUUUUGAGAAAAGUAAGCCAUAAUACAGUCUCUUUGAUGGAUCAUUUAUUAAGUGUCCCAGAAACAGUAGAAAAAGAAACAAGUUCUGAACAUCAUGUAAAUGCUGUGUUUCAGAAAACCAUUGAACCACUUUUGAAAGAAGAAACAGAGAAUGCUUCAGAGCCGUUAGGUUAUGAAAGCAUGGCAUCGAAAGAGGAUUUUAAAUCGAUGAAAAGCUUCAUAGGGAAAUCACCUAAUGAGUACCAUAUUGAAAGGAGAUCUUCACGGGAAGACUUAAGAAGUGCAUCUGAAGAAUUGAAGUUAAGCUGUCAGAGAACAAUACCUAUGACUGGUAAAAGAACUUGGCCCUAUUAUUCAUGUGCUAGAAUAUCUGCCUGGUGUUGGAAAAAGGCUUCCUUGCCAGAAUCAAGUUACUUUCUUCGUGGGUCUCAGGAAAGUUGUAGGCAAGUUGAUGUCCCUAAACACCAAACAAACCAGACCCAUUUAACUGACUCCAAAUUAUUAUUACAAAGUUCCUUAACAGAAACAAACACUGAAUCUUCAAGUAAAGAAAAAUUAGAUUCUAAUUCUAAUUGUUUGUCUUCAGUUUCUGCAGUAGAACCUACUUUAAUGGUUAUAAAGGAACCUAUAAUCAAGGAUGAUAAAAAGAUAAAAUCAGAGGAACUGAGCAGAAGAGGGUCAGAGGUAAUUUCUAACACUACUGAAGAUACUCAAUUAACCAGUGAGACUCAAAGCUUAACGGGAAAUAAAAAAAAAGCUAGAGGAAAUUUAACGAAACUUAAUUUGACAGCGACUUCCAAAGAUGGUCAGGAAGCAAAUAACUCUGCAGGCAAAACUAUUCAUCGAAAAGCAUGCAUUGCUCAACAAACAUUUAUAGUUCCAGACUUGGUUAAAAUAUUGAACACAGGACGGCUGACUAAUUUUAAAAUUCCUUUACUUAAGAAUAAAUCAGAAAAAAGAAAAGAAGUAAAUGCCAAGUCAUCAGAGAGAGAAGCUUACAGUCCUCUAGAACUUCUGGACAAUUUAUCUGGAGCAGACGUAAGACAGAACAGGAGUAAAGAAAAUGUCUCCAUGAUGAUGUUAGGACCUCAAACUUUGAGCAUACGAAAUAGUGUAACUCCAGUGCAAGCUAGUUCUGACUCAUUCUACAAUAAGAAAUCCUAUAGUAUUUCUCCAAGCUUUACAAAGCAAGGUAACAAUAGCAAACCAUCUAAUCACGUCUCUGAACCAGGCAAUAUUGUUUCUAAUAAAGAAGUUGCUUCUCUCACAGUUGAAAAUAAUGCUUUUUCUUGUGAUCCUGGGUAUGUAGAGAAAAGUCCUUCCUUCUGCUGUAAUGAACAAGAAACAUUCCGACCAGUGUCCAGUGAAGUUAGGGGUAGAAAAAUAACUAAGAAUUUUUCAGAGGUAGGGUUUCCAGAUAUUCUUAAAGCAUAUGAAGAUGACGUCCUCUUAAUUGAUGUAAUUCAAGAUGACCCAGACCUCUUUGGAGUCUCCAAUGAAGGGGAGCUCUCAUUUACUUCUGAGGUCCCAAAGAUAAGCCAGGAGCCCAAUGUUGCUGGAGAGCACCAAUCAACAGACUCCAAGUACAUGGAAACUCCAGUAAAAAAAGAACCAAGUGAUGACUUAAGAGAACUUCCUGUACUGGACUGUGGAUGGAUAAAGCCAGACAUCUGUGCUUCCAACUCAGCAGAAAGUGAAAUAAAACGUGAUCCCAAAGAUGUAAACACUUCCUUAGGAGAAGUUGCUAAUGAGACCUCUGAAAAUGAAACACUGGGAGACUUCAGUGAACAAAUAAAAGGUUCAGACUUGGAUGAAAAGCAUAGAUUUACAGACAAAGUGAUUACCAAAGAAGAAAAAGAAAAUAUUUAUGAAGUUUGCAAAAGCAAAGAUUCUAGAAAUGCAGACUUUAUGGUCGGCGAAUGUCAAUUUGCAGUACCAGUCCCGAAACCUCUGUGUUUAUUAGUACCUCCUUUGAAUCUAAGUGGUCGUCAAGAAGACACAAUACUGAAUACCUGGAUGAAUGAUUUCAGAUUUCUGGGAAAACAUUCUGUCCUAAAGCUGCAGAAUCCUGAAACUUGUGAAAUAUUCAAGAGGGAAAAAAAUGUGGGGGUGUUCCAGAAGUCCCUAGGGUUGAUGAUACCCUAUAAAUAUUGCAAAUUUCAUUUUAAUACAUUACGUGGCUGUGAGCGACCACUGUGCAAGUUUGCUCAUGUGCCUGAACAAGGGGAUGAAAAGGUUUGCAUGGAUGUGUUUAAGAAAUAUAUAAAUAUCAAUGAACUGUGUUUGCUACAGCGUGCAGUAAACAUAUUUAUGGAGUACUACAGAAAGUUUCCCCCAGGUGUAUACUUUGAUUUACAAGUGCUAAAUGACCUUCUAAAUUCUUUACUCAAACAUUGUUUGUUGAAAGAAGUAUUUCAGAUAGUGAACCUCAGCAUAAUGGUUAAAAUGCUGCCUUCUCUGAAAAUAUUACUAAACAUAUUUGAGUAUGUGGCAACUAUGAAAUUAAGGAAUGCUGUACCUGCUUUAAUUGAUAUCUUUUGCAAGCUUGUUGAAGCCGGGAUGGUGCUUGACCCAGAGCACUUUAACUAUAUUGUUAAGCUUUUAUACCAAGUACAAGCUUCCAAACAAGAAAUAACUGCAGUUCUGGAAAUGAAAUCGAGGUUACAGAUGAGACGAUUUAAAAAGAACUGGAAGUGUGAUUUAGAUUCAGCCUUGAAUAAAUUAGAGCAUUGUAAAGAAAAAGGUGACUGGACCAAAUUGGGAAAAUUAUACAUUAACGUAAAAAUGGGCUGUGAAAAAUUUGCAGAUUUCCAGACAUUUUGUGCUUGCAUUGCUGAAACACUCACAAAAAACUAUGAAGAUGAAAGACCAGAUAUUCCCUUUUGUGAAUUUGCUGAAACAGUUAGCAAAGAUCCACAAAACAGUAAAGUAGAUAAAGGUGUACUGGGAAGAAUUGGAAUCAGUGCUAUGUACUUCUAUCACAAGCUGUUGCAGUGGUCCAAGGGAAGGAAGGUCUUAGAGAAACUAUAUGAAUUAAAAAUACACUUUACAAGUUUAAAAGGACUUAUAGGGCCUGAGAAGUUAGCAUCAAGAUGUCAAAUUGUGAAUGUUGCAGCAGAAAUUUUUCUAAAAAGUGGAAGCCUAGAUGGUGCCAUUUGGGUAAUGAGGGAGUCAGAGUGGAUAAUCAAUACGCCUCUGUGGCCUUGUGAUAGACUGGAUGUGCUUAAUCGACAUAAUUUACUCUGUACAAUUGCACAUGAAAUCUUAGCCAAGAGCCUUUAUAGACAGACAUUUGAAGUUUUGCAGAAUCUACCAGGUUUUCAAAAUUCCCAAGAAACUGUGGAAGUCUCACAAUAUAGCCUUCUUUUUAAUAAGCUUCUAGGUUCCUGUAUAGAAAGCAGUAGUCUUGGUAUGUCAUCCUCUGUGGCAGAAUUCAUGAUUUCAAAGAGCAUCCCUAUUGAUUUUUCCUUUCUCAGAAGAUUAAUUACUUCUUUAGGAAGGAGUCGUUUAUGGCUCAAAGCCAGAGCCCACUACAAAAGUGCUCUUUCCUUGGGUUGCUACCCACCAUUGGAAGGAAAUUUAUACCGAAAACUUCUUCUAAUUCCAUCUUAUUUAUCUGAGAUUGAAAUGCUCUUAGCUAUUGAAAUCUUCAUGGUAUCUAAUGCUAGUAGUAUUCAGAGUCCUGGAACUUCUACACAGAUACUGCAGAUAGUUUUGAAAAGGUGUGAAGACAACCAGUCUCGGAGCAAUGAUGAUUAUCAAGCUGCAGUAGAAAGGUUAAUUAUGGCUGCUCGUAUAUCAGAUCCAAAGCUUUUCGUUAAACACAUGACUGUCAAUGUUAAUAAGGAACAGGUUUAUAGUUUGGAACAUUGUUCUGCCCUGAAAUGGUUAAAAGAGAAUAUGAAGUGGGCUGGAAAGGUUUGGCUUUUCAGUAACCAUUAGCUAAUAAAGUCUGCUUUUUUUUUUUUUUUAGUUCAAGUAAUCAUUGUUGAAAAUAAAAGGCAAUAAAAAUAGACAGUUUUCACUAUA
Homo sapiens (human) is the source of this 5334-nucleotide messenger RNA. RefSeq names its product testis and ovary specific TOPAZ 1 (gene TOPAZ1). Gene Ontology annotation, cellular component: cytosol. NCBI's taxonomy places the organism in Eukaryota, Metazoa, Chordata, Mammalia, Primates, Hominidae. The transcript has 20 exons. Bases 169 to 5247 code for a protein of 1692 amino acids. The record is from RefSeq and is marked validated.